AUGCAGUCGCGACCGGACUCUGCCGGGGCAAGUGCGCGAUCACCCUCAGCGGAUAAGUCGUCAACCUCCAAAUAUUCCUUGCCGGAGAUCGGGUCGCAGUACAAGGAUGAAGCGCGUGACAGUGAUGAACUAAGCUUCGACUUGGACUUAGGCGACGUGCCUCUUCUGCCCUCGGAAGUCCACGACAUGGAGGCUCAAUCGGAGAAUCUCGAGCGCGAUCCGGUGUUUUCUUGUACGCCCACGGGAUUCUGUGCCUGGCUUCGCGGCCCGACGCCGGCGCAUGUCUACUACAUCAACCCAUGGUUCCCUCGUUUACAGGCUGCGCCGGCGCGUCUGAUUGAUCGGAAAUUUCCGCACAGGAAUUCAAAGAUCGCGCUUCUUUUUGGAGGUUUAAUCUUUUGGAUUGUCGUGUUCUUCGCGUCCUUGAAAGCUUCUGUCGCGGGCCAAGAAGUUCCGGGGUAUGGGCAGCCCGUCAAGCUGUCUUGUCACCACCGUUUAUGGAGCAAUUCCACAAAUUGUGGACUAAAUGGUGACCUUUGUCGACCAUUCGAGGACCAAUCCUUCGCGUUCCGCUGUCCCUCUGGCUGUGCGGCGGCGAUUCUCCUGGAGCCGUAUGUCGUUGGCGACCAGGAGCUCAAUUACCGACCGUUAGUCGUGGGAGGUAAGCCAUUCAAGGUGGAUGGUCAUGACAGCGGCACUUACCGCGGCGAUUCGUCAAUUUGCGCGUCGGCAUUGCAUGCAGGUCUAAUUGAUGACGCAAGGGGCGGAUGUGGCAUCCUGCACCGCACAGGCGAGCAGAAAAACUUCCGUUCUAUCAUGCAGCACGGAAUCGAAAGUAUCGAGUUUCUCUCGAGCUUCCCGAUGUCAUUCCGACUCGGUAAUGAAGCGUCAACCCCAGACUCGAGCGAGACAAAAUCAAUCAAGUGUUCUGAUGCGCGCUGGUCGCUAUUCGCCUUCACAUUGAUCUGGACCACCAUCUUGUCAUUAGUCGUGACAUCGGCACCGGCAUUUUAUUCCAUGAUAUAUUUCAUUGUCUGGUUCCAAGUCGCCAUGGCGUCCGACCCACCCUCUAUGGGGAGCUAUUACGACCUUGUGUCAAUUGCGCUCGGUCGAUUCCUGCCUGGUGCAUUUGUGGGAUUCGUGCUGUAUUACUUCUGCGUUCGGCACACGCUUAAAAAUUUGGAUGCGCACUGGGAUAAGACUGUUUUGUGGCUGGGCGGCUGCUGGGUUGGCGCCCUGAACACAGACACAUUCGAUCGCAUUCCAAUUUCUCGCCUCACACCCCAUGAUAUCCAGCAGCAACCGGGUGCUCUCACAGCUCUCAUCAUUGUAGUCGGGUCUUUGGUCGCAAUCGCCUUUGGUCAAGCACACUGUUUCCGUCGCGAGGGCCGCUUCUUCCCUACGAUAAGCAUAUACGGCGUCCUUGUUGCAGUUGUUCUCAUCCUUGUCGCCGUUCCGCAUAUGAACCUACGCAUCCACCACUAUAUUAUCUCUCUUCUCUUCCUACCUGGAACAACUAUGCAAACGCGACCCAGUCUCCUAUACUCAGGUAUCCUUAUUGGUCUUUUUAUAAACGGCAUCGCCCGCUGGGGCUUCGAUUCGAUCCUCCAAACUCCAGGCGCUCUCCUUGAUGGUGCCAAACUUGGGACCGUUCCACCAAAGAUAUAUCCUCCUUCCAUGACGGAUGUGAACAAUCUCGUCUUCUCAUUCCCGGACCUCGAGCCGCAUGCCGACGGUCUCAGUGUCUUGGUCAACGACGUCGAGCGCUUCCAGGUCUUCAGACCUAAGGAUGGCCAACCUUUGCCAGAUUUCACUUGGUCUCGUACUUAUCCCCACGAGUUGGAGUAUUUCCGUUUUGGACUGGUUCAUACUAAUGCUUUGGGCGGCCUUUGGUAUGAAGACUUUUCUCCACCUGCCGUUUGGGGCGCUGAUGGUGAUUUUGUUUUCCCUGAUCCUGAGAUCUCUGAGGAUCCUGAAUCCGAAUCCGAAUAG
Penicillium samsonianum is the source of this 1992-nucleotide messenger RNA. Its product is annotated as LCCL domain-containing protein. Bases 1 to 1992 code for a protein of 663 amino acids. Lineage: Eukaryota; Fungi; Ascomycota; Eurotiomycetes; Eurotiales; Aspergillaceae. The record is from RefSeq and is a predicted model, not a curated record. The transcript is spliced from 2 exons.